This is a messenger RNA of Erinaceus europaeus (western European hedgehog), 6841 nucleotides long. RefSeq names its product erb-b2 receptor tyrosine kinase 4 (gene ERBB4). Lineage: Eukaryota; Metazoa; Chordata; Mammalia; Eulipotyphla; Erinaceidae. Gene Ontology annotation, biological process: multicellular organism development; positive regulation of cell population proliferation; cell surface receptor protein tyrosine kinase signaling pathway. The coding region runs from base 626 to 4552 and encodes 1308 amino acids. The transcript has 28 exons. Gene Ontology annotation, molecular function: epidermal growth factor receptor binding; transmembrane receptor protein tyrosine kinase activity; ATP binding. Gene Ontology annotation, cellular component: basal plasma membrane; signaling receptor complex. The record is from RefSeq and is a predicted model, not a curated record.
UAUUAAUUUCUCUGUGGGGCUGCAGCUGGAGACCGCGGAGCGUUGGAAAUGACGCUCGGAGCUUUAAUUACCGCAGCCGCCGGACAUGUGUGAGGAAAGCUGACUGGAAAAAAAAAAAAAAGGACGGGAUUGGGAGAGAAGCAAGGACCUUCCUCCCCCCACUCCCUUCCCCUGCUCAAUUUGGACUGGAGGUGCAAGGGAACUGAAAAGGGGAGCCGAACAUAGCCUGGCUGAGAGGAGCGGCCGGAAACCUACCGCCUCUUUGCAAUCAACUUUUUUUGGAAACCUUUUUUCCCCCCUUCCUUUUUAUUGUUGACCAACCAGGGAGAGAGAAAAGUGAGGAGGGAGCAAGCCAGCCAGCAAAGGCUCACACGGGGAAAUAGCUGCACAGUUCGGCCCGGAGCGCGGGCGCACAGACUCGCGCACACUUGCCCAGGCGCGCGCCCCCUGCUCGGCUGCGGGCCGUGGACCCGCGGGUGCGCUCUGGAGAGGGUGCCCCGCGCGCCGCGCAAGCCGCCCUCGCGCCCCCACGCGCGCCUGGCUGAGGGCGCUCCUCCGCGCGCCCGAAAGGGGCUAUGCCAUUUGGACAUGUAAUUGGCAGCACGGGAUCUGCGACUUCCAAAAAAUGAAGCUGGCGACAGGACUGUGGAUCUGGGGGAGCCUUCUCGUGGCGGCGGGGACCUUCCAGCCCGGCGUUUCUCAAUCAGUGUGCGCAGGAACAGAGAACAAGCUGAGUUCUCUCUCAGACCUGGAACAACAGUAUCGAGCCUUGCGCAAAUACUAUGAAAACUGUGAGGUAGUCAUGGGCAACUUGGAGAUAACCAGCAUUGAGCACAACCGGGAUCUCUCUUUUCUGAGGUCCAUUCGAGAAGUCACAGGCUACGUGUUAGUGGCUCUUAAUCAAUUUCGUUACCUGCCUUUGGAGAAUUUGCGCAUUAUACGUGGGACAAAGCUUUAUGAGGAUCGAUAUGCCUUGGCAAUCUUCUUAAACUACAGAAAAGAUGGACAUUUCGGACUUCAAGAACUGGGACUGAAGAACUUGACUGAAAUCCUAAAUGGCGGGGUCUAUGUGGACCAGAACAAAUUCCUUUGUUACACAGAUACAAUUCACUGGCAAGAUAUUGUUCGGAAUCCAUGGCCUUCCAACUUGACUCUGGUGUCAACAAAUGGUAGCUCUGGAUGUGGUCGUUGCCAUAAGUCUUGUACUGGCCGUUGCUGGGGACCCACAGAAAAUCAUUGCCAGACUUUGACAAGGACGGUGUGUGCAGAGCAAUGUGAUGGCAGGUGUUAUGGACCCUACGUCAGUGACUGCUGCCAUCGAGAAUGUGCCGGAGGCUGCUCAGGACCUAAGGAUACCGACUGCUUUGCCUGCAUGAACUUCAAUGACAGUGGAGCAUGUGUCACUCAGUGUCCUCAAACUUUUGUCUACAAUCCAACCACCUUUCAAUUAGAACAUAAUUUCAAUGCAAAGUACACAUACGGAGCAUUUUGUGUCAAGAAAUGCCCACAUAACUUUGUAGUUGACUCCAGUUCUUGUGUACGUGCUUGCCCUAGUUCCAAGAUGGAAGUAGAGGAAAAUGGAAUUAAAAUGUGUAAGCCUUGCACUGACAUUUGCCCAAAAGCUUGUGAUGGCAUUGGUACAGGGUCAUUGAUGGCAGCUCAGACUGUGGACUCCAGUAACAUUGACAAGUUCAUAAACUGCACCAAAAUCAAUGGGAAUUUGAUCUUUCUUGUCACUGGUAUUCAUGGAGAUCCUUACAAUGCAAUUGAAGCCAUAGACCCUGAGAAACUGAAUGUUUUUCGAACAGUUCGAGAGAUAACAGGUUUCUUGAACAUACAAUCAUGGCCCCCAAACAUGACUGACUUCAGUGUUUUUUCAAACCUGGUGACCAUUGGUGGAAGAGUACUUUAUAGUGGUCUGUCCCUGCUUAUCCUGAAGCAACAGGGCAUUACUUCACUACAAUUUCAGUCCUUGAAGGAAAUCAGUGCAGGAAAUAUCUACAUCACUGACAACAGCAACCUGUGUUAUUAUCAUACCAUUAACUGGACAACCCUCUUCAGCACUAUCAACCAAAGAAUAGUAAUCCGAGACAAUAGGAAAGCUGAAAACUGUACUGCUGAAGGAAUGGUGUGCAACCGUCUGUGUUCAAGAGAUGGUUGUUGGGGACCUGGGCCUGAUCAGUGCCUGUCUUGUCGUCUCUUCAGCAGAGGAAGAACCUGUAUAGAGUCUUGUAACCUCUAUGAUGGUGAAUUUCGGGAGUUUGAGAAUGGCUCCAUCUGUGUGGAGUGUGACCCCCAGUGUGAGAAGAUGGAAGAUGGCCUCCUCACAUGCCAUGGACCGGGACCUGACAACUGUACAAAGUGCUCCCAUUUUAAGGAUGGUCCAAAUUGUGUGGAAAAAUGUCCAGAUGGCUUACAGGGUGCAAACAGUUUCAUUUUCAAGUAUGCUGAUCAGGAUAGGGAAUGCCACCCAUGCCAUCCAAAUUGCACCCAAGGGUGUAGCGGCCCCACUAGUCAUGACUGCAUUUACUACCCUUGGACGGGCCAUUCCACUUUACCACAACAUGCUAGAACUCCUCUAAUAGCAGCUGGAGUCAUAGGUGGACUCUUCAUCCUGGUCAUCAUGGGGCUAACAUUUGCAGUUUAUGUUAGAAGGAAAAGCAUCAAGAAGAAAAGAGCUUUGAGAAGGUUCCUGGAAACUGAGUUGGUAGAACCUUUAACUCCAAGUGGCACAGCACCAAAUCAGGCUCAACUUCGGAUUUUGAAAGAAACUGAACUCAAAAGAGUAAAAGUACUUGGCUCAGGUGCUUUUGGAACCGUUUAUAAAGGUAUCUGGGUACCCGAAGGGGAAACGGUGAAGAUUCCUGUAGCUAUUAAGAUUCUUAAUGAAACAACUGGCCCCAAAGCCAAUGUGGAAUUCAUGGAUGAAGCUCUGAUCAUGGCAAGUAUGGACCAUCCACACUUAGUCAGGUUGCUGGGAGUGUGUCUGAGCCCAACAAUCCAACUUGUUACACAACUUAUGCCCCAUGGUUGCCUAUUGGAUUACGUCCAUGAACACAAGGAUAACAUUGGGUCACAGCUGCUGCUAAAUUGGUGUGUCCAGAUAGCUAAGGGAAUGAUGUACCUGGAAGAAAGACGACUUGUUCAUCGAGAUUUGGCAGCCCGUAAUGUUUUAGUGAAAUCUCCAAACCAUGUGAAAAUCACAGAUUUUGGGCUAGCCAGGCUUUUAGAAGGAGAUGAAAAAGAGUAUAAUGCUGAUGGAGGGAAGAUGCCAAUUAAAUGGAUGGCUCUGGAAUGUAUACAUUAUAGGAAAUUUACCCAUCAGAGUGAUGUUUGGAGCUAUGGAGUCACUAUUUGGGAAUUGAUGACCUUUGGAGGAAAACCCUACGAUGGAAUUCCAACUCGAGAAAUCCCUGACUUGUUAGAGAAAGGAGAACGCUUGCCUCAGCCUCCAAUUUGCACUAUUGAUGUUUACAUGGUCAUGGUCAAAUGUUGGAUGAUUGAUGCUGACAGUAGACCUAAAUUCAAGGAACUGGCUGCUGAAUUUUCAAGGAUGGCUCGAGACCCUCAACGAUAUCUUGUCAUUCAGGGUGAUGACCGUAUGAAACUGCCUAGUCCAAACGACAGCAAGUUCUUUCAGAAUCUUUUGGAUGAAGAGGAUUUGGAAGAUAUGAUGGAUGCAGAGGAAUACCUAGUCCCCCAGGCUUUCAACAUCCCACCUCCUAUCUACACUUCAAGAGCAAGAAUUGACUCAAAUAGGAGUGAAAUUGGACACAGCCCUCCUCCUGCCUACACUCCCAUGUCAGGAAACCAGUUCGUGUACCGAGAUGGAGGAUUUGCUGCAGAGCAAGGGGUGCCUGCGCCCUAUCGAGCCACAACCAGCACAAUUCCAGAAGCCCCAGUUGCGCAAGGGGCAACAGCUGAGAUUUUUGAUGACUCCUGCUGUAAUGGCACCCUGCGCAAGUCAGUGACACCCCAUGUCCAAGAAGACAGCAGCACUCAGAGGUACAGUGCUGACCCCACAGUGUUUGCCCAGGAACGGAGUCCAAGAGGAGAGCUGGAUGAAGAAGGUUAUAUGACUCCUAUGCGUGACAAACCCAAACAAGAAUACCUGAACCCUGUGGAAGAGAAUCCUUUUGUUUCUCGGAGAAAAAAUGGAGAUCUUCAAGGUUUGGAUAAUCCUGAAUAUCACAAUGCUUCCAGUGGUCCCCCCAAGGCAGAGGAUGAGUAUGUGAAUGAGCCACUGUACCUCAACACCUUUGCCAAUGCCUUGGGGGGUGCCGAGUAUCUGAAGAACAACAUACUAUGUGUGCCAGAGAAGGCCAAGAAAGCAUUCGACAACCCUGACUACUGGAACCACAGCCUGCCCCCUCGGAGUACCCUUCAGCACCCAGACUACCUGCAGGAGUACAGCACAAAAUAUUUUUAUAAACAAAAUGGACGCAUCCGGCCUAUUGUGGCAGAGAAUCCUGAAUACCUCUCUGAGUUCUCCCUCAAGCCAGGCACUGUGCUGCCUCCUCCACCCUACAGACACCGAAAUACUGUGGUGUAAACCUCCUUGUUUAAAGGUGGAGAGACAGGCCCAUUCCAAUUUCUCUACUGCCUCUCUUUCUCUUGUGGUCUUCCUUCUAUUACCAAGGCCAGUAGUUCUGACACUUCCCAGUGGAAGAAAUAGAGAUUUAAUGCUAGUUAUGUGAGUAUUUAACUUGAACAGUAGAAGCAAGAACUUGAAGAGAAAGACAGGAAGAACCACACUGUUUCUUCAUUUCUCUGCAUGGGUUGGUCAAGAAACUGAAACAGCUAAACAGCUAGAGAGAAAGACCAGCAAAUAUCAGGCAAAACUGCCUGCUGUCAAAUUAAUUCUCAACUUUUUUUCCUCGCAAUUUUUUUUGUUUAUUGUAGCUGCUUGAAAGACAUGUUCUGUUUCUACAUACAGGAGCUGGUUUAUUUUAAGCAUCCUGAAAUUCCUUAUAAAUUUGCAGUGGAACAAAACCUUUAAUAUUUUUUUUAGUAAUAAGUGAUAAUAGCUGAGUUUGAGAACCCAGUCUUUCUUUUUCUUCUUCAGUGGUUUUUAUCCUUAAAAAACAAAAGUGGCCAACUCAGCUUUCAUAAAUUUUUGACUCACCGCCAGUGUUACCCAUAGCCAUUAUAUUUAGAAGGCUUUUUUGCUAUUGCUUUUUUUUUCUUUUGUUUUGCUAUGUGCUUUCAUCUUACGUCUUAUUAUAUUUUAACUUUAACUUCAAUUUCAAGUUGUCACAUCAGAGCUUCUUAUGUGUUUCUCUAAGUUGACAGAGUUAAAGUAUUUUAGAAUGGUGAAAUAAUCACUGUUUCCAGUUUUUAAACUAGAUGUGGGAUGGUCAAGCUAUUAGCCAUGUUAAAUCUAAUCUUCAUGGUUUGCAUUAUUGAAUACAUACUCCCCCCAAUUCCUUUACAUUCUUCAACAUGUUCUUCUCUUUAAAGGACAGUACUUGAUAAGCAGUUGACAAUGUUAAGAGUUGAAGGGAAACUAAGAGACAGUUUUGUGUGGUUCAUGUAAACUACUGAUAUUGCCAGGGCUGGUUCAAUAGCAAAUCCAUUGAACUAGAAGUAACACACUGGAUUGGGGAUGUCUACUUGGAAAAUGCUCAGAAGUGUAGUUUGCACAUCAUCUGUAAUUUUACCUAUUCUCUUUAUGGACUCCAUUUUGGAUAUUGAAUGAAGCAAUAUGAAAGUAACCAGCAAAAUAAUUAAUUUGAUUACAUUUUUUUUAAUCAGCUAAGCUAUAAAGAAAGACUGGAAAUACCAAACUGAGAAACUUAGGACUUUAGAACAGUAUCCAGGGAUUAUAUUGAGAAGGCCAGCUCAUUAUCUACAUGUGAUAAUCUACCACUUUUGCUACACAAGAAAGUUACCCAGUUCAUAUAUUCCAUAUAAAGAAACACAAGUAAAAGCUGACUUAGAUAAAUGGAGUUUCUAGUAUUAGACUCUAUUAAGUAGAAGGUUAUUCUUUGUACAUGAAUUGGUAUAGUAAAACAAUACACAGCAUCCAUAGUUUAUAGAUUAGCUACUGGGUAAAAAAAAAAAGUCUGUAAAUAAACAUGAAAAAUCAUCCUGUGUAAUUUGAAUAUCCAACAUACUAAUUUUUGAUACAUUAUAUAGUGUUUUUUCAAACAUGACAUUAUUGUCCUAGAACCAUAUUUAUUGUAUAUCAUUAUAAAAUAACAUCUAUGUAGUCAUCAAAAGUAAUGGGAACAAAUGACAGAAUGAAUCUCUAGGAAGAAGGGACCUCACUCAGGUCAGUAACUAGAAAAAAAAAUACAUAUAAGUAUCUUUUUUCUAAGAAAUUCUGCAUUUGGAUUAAAAAAAAACUUCUAAUGUAUUGUGUCAAAUUUUAGUCUUAAAAUAGAAAUCUUACACUAAAAAUCUCCAUUAGUAAAGUCUACUAGAAGCAAUGUCAAUAUGUCAGUAAGGAACAUGUAGAUAAAUGCAGUCACAUACCUUACGUUAAAACUACACAGUCUAGAUUUAUUUGGAGUGACAUUUUAAUUUCUCCGUAAGUUCAUGGGAAAAGACUGCAUAGACAGUUUUGUGAGCAGUCGUUCACAAAAUCAGCUGCUUAUUAAAAGAUCUCCUGUGAUGUCAUCUAGGGCAUUAAUGAUAAAUUAUUCGGGUGACUGAACUGUUCUUCAUGUAUACAGAUUGGUCUAGAAAUACAUUGCAUCACUACCUAAUUGUCCUAUUUGGUUUCUAACAAGAUCAUUAAAUCAAAAGCAAAUGUCAGUCUUUGACCAAGAAACUUGGAAGCAUUAGGUUUGGUUUCUUCCUAAAUUUCAAAGUCAGGUAAGCUAAAAGAGAGAGAGAG